Molecule: messenger RNA, 798 nt
Organism: Pyricularia grisea
Lineage: Eukaryota; Fungi; Ascomycota; Sordariomycetes; Magnaporthales; Pyriculariaceae
Exons: 2
Coding region: 1-798 (265 amino acids)
Source: RefSeq, a predicted model, not a curated record
AUGGCCCAUCCGGGCCUUCGCGCCGCGCGCGCCUACUAUUCCCCAAAAAGGGACAGUUCCAACUCCAGCAUCAAUCUCCAGCAGCGCCCAUGCACGCCCCAAAGGGAUCCCAGGGGCGAGCCGACGGCGGCUGGACAAAAUUCCGAAUCUCCAACCGCUGACAGCGGCGCCUGGUCUUUCUUGAACGAGAUGCAAUACUCCCCCGGAGGGCUGACCCCGGCGGUCGAUCUGUCACUAGGGCUGCAGCUGCCGCGGCCGACCAGCGACGCAGGCGUGGCGGGCACGUCGAGCUCGGGCUUACAGCAGCUGCUGGUUGAACCCGGGGCCGGGCCGCUGCCGCUGUAUGACCACCCGUCGUCCCCGAUCGGCGGUGGAGAAUAUGCGCGGUCGAGUUUCCUACCAGAAGCGGCCGAGGCGACGCCGUGCACGUGUAUGGGUACGAUGUUGGAACUGCUCGAAAUAAUUUGGGCUUGUAUAGGCGGGCGGGAGGAGGAAGCGACCGAAAACCUUUUCAAAUGCUUGGAUAGGAGCGGGGAGCGCUGUCGCGAACUACUGCGGUGUUCAAACUGCUGUAUAUUGGCGCGGAACCCGAGCGUGGUGGCCAUGCUGAGCCGCCAGUUGCUCGCCGUGGCCAAUGAGUUGUCGCACCGCCUGGUUGGGUACGACCAACUGGGGCUGCACCCAGCCGCCCCCACGUUCCAGUGGGGCGAUUAUACCGUCCAGGACCCUGAGAUAAACGAACGUCUUAGGGAGGGAAAUCUUCUGUUUGAUAAACGAUCGGUGCAGUUGCCCAUGUAA